Messenger RNA from Phacochoerus africanus (Common warthog), 3182 nucleotides. It is a transcript of the gene ELN, whose product is annotated as elastin. The coding region runs from base 100 to 2208 and encodes 702 amino acids. Gene Ontology annotation, molecular function: transferase activity; extracellular matrix structural constituent. The record is from RefSeq and is a predicted model, not a curated record. Lineage: Eukaryota; Metazoa; Chordata; Mammalia; Artiodactyla; Suidae. The transcript is spliced from 32 exons.
CUCUCUCCCUCCCUCCUUCCCUCACAGCCGACGAGGCAGCAAUUACGCUUUGGGGAUAAAACGAGGCGCAGUGAGCAGGCUGGGGCAUUUCUCCCCGAGAUGGCGGGUCUGACAGCUGCAGCCCUGCGGCCCGGAGUCCUCCUGCUCCUGCUGUCCAUCAUCCACCCCUCGCAGCCUGGAGGGGUCCCAGGGGCUGUUCCUGGGGGAGUUCCCGGAGGCGUCUUUUUCCCAGGGGCUGGUCUCGGAGGCCUGGGAGGAGGAGCACUGGGCCCUGGAGGCAAGCCACCCAAGCCAGGUGUCGGAGGGCUCGCAGGCGCUGGCCUUGGGGCAGGGCUCGGGGCCUUUCCUGCAGGCGCCUUCCCAGGGGCUCUGGUGCCCGGCGGCGUGGCUGACGCGGCCGCAGCCUAUAAAGCUGCUGCCAAGGCUGGUGCCGGGCUUGGCGGCGUCGGUGGUGUCGGCGGCUUAGGAGUGUCUACAGGUGCAGUGGUACCUCAACUCGGAGCAGGAGUCGGAGCUGGCGCGAAGCCAGGGAAAGUACCAGGUGUGGGGCUCCCAGGUGUCUACCCUGGUGGAGUGCUCCCGGGCACAGGAGCUCGGUUCCCAGGUAUAGGGGUGCUCCCUGGCGUUCCCACUGGAACAGGAGUCAAGGCCAAGGCCCCAGGCGGAGGUGGAGCUUUUGCUGGAAUCCCAGGAGUUGGACCCUUUGGAGGUCAGCAGCCUGGAGUCCCCCUGGGGUACCCCAUCAAGGCACCCAAGCUGCCAGGUGGCUACGGACUGCCCUACAGCACUGGGAAACUGCCCUACGGCUUUGGGCCUGGAGGAGUGGCUGGCGCCGCGGGCAAGGCUGGGUACCCAACGGGGACGGGGGUUGGUACACAAGCCGCAGCAGCAGCAGCAGCAGCUAAAGCAGCAGCUAAAUAUGGUGCCCCGGGAGCCGGCGUUCUCCCUGGCGUCGGUGUCGGAGGUGUCGGCGUUCCUGGCGGGGCCGGCGCGAUUCCUGGCAUCGGAGGCAUUGCAGGGGCCGGAGCUCCAGCUGCAGCGGCUGCUGCUGCAAAGGCGGCCAAAUACGGGGCUGCCGGAGGCUUAGUGCCUGGUGCGCCAGGCUUCGGCCCAGGAGUUGGAGUCCCCGGUGUAGGCGUGCCUGGUGUUGGAGUCCCAGGCGUUGGCGUGCCAGGCGUUGGGGUCCCAGGUGUUGGCGUGCCAGGCGUUGGGGUCCCAGGUGUUGGAGUUCCAGGCGUUGGGGUCCCAGGUGUUGGAGUGCCAGGUGUUGGGGUCCCAGGGGCUGUGUCUCCAGCUGCAGCUGCUAAAGCAGCAGCCAAGGCAGCCAAGUACGGGGCCAGAGGUGGUGUGGGAGUUGGCGGCAUUCCCACUUUCGGAGUGGGUGCCGGGGGCUUUCCUGGCUUUGGUGUCGGAGUCGGAGGUGUUCCUGGAGCUGCCCUUUCCCCUGCAGCUCAGGCAGCCGCCGCUGCCAAGGCAGCCAAGCUCGGUGCUGCAGGAGCAGGAGCCCUGGGUGGGCUGGUGCCAGGUGCCGAAGGAGCAAUACCAGGUGUGCCAGGUGCUGCAGGAGUGCCAGGGGUAGGAACCCCAGCAGCUGCAGCCGCCAAAGCAGCCGCCAAAGCCGCCCAGUUCGGCUUAGGCCCUGGUGUUGGCGUGGGCCCUGGCAUCGGUGUGGGUCCUGGCGUCGGUGUGGGUCCCGGUGUUGGUGUGGCUCCCGGCGUCGGUGUGGCUCCCGGCGUCGGUGUGGCUCCCGGCAUUGGCAUUGGCCCUGGCGGUGUUAUAGGAGCGGGGGUCCCGGCUGCAGCCAAACCUGCUGCUAAGGCAGCCGCCAAAGCCCAGUUCCAGGCUGCUGCUGGGCUUCCUGCCGGCGUUCCCGGAUUUGGAGUUGGUGCCGGCGUUCCUGGAUUUGGAGUUGGUGCUGGUGUUCCUGGCUUUGGGGCAGGUGCAGUACCUGGACCCCUGGCCGCAGCUAAAGCAGCCAAAUAUGGUGCCGCUGGCCUCGGAGGUGUCCUAGGAGUCACCAGGCCAUUCCCACUUGGAGGAGUCGCACCAAGGCCUGGCUUUGGACUGUCUCCUAUUUUCCCAGGUGGCGGCGCUGGGGGCCUGGGAAUUGGUGGCAAACCUCCUAAGCCCUUCGGAGGGGCCCUGGGAGCCCUGGGAUACCAAGGUGGGGCCUGCCUGGGGAAAUCCUGUGGCCGGAAGAGAAAGUGAGCUUCCCAGGACCCCUGACUCACGACCUCAUCAACGUUGGUGCUACUGCUUGGUGGAGAAUGUAAACCCUUUGUAACCCCCUCCCAUCCCAUAUCCCCUCCUAAGUUCCCACCCUGGGAGAGGACAGGGCAGGCCGGGCGGCCUUGGAAAUCCACAGGGCAAGGAAACAAGAGAGUAGUGGCCAGGUGGGCCCCAGGAAGCCCCCUCCUUCAGAGGCAAGGGCUGGAUGAGCUUGGCCCCCCGCCCCCACCCCCUUCCCACCCAGGAGCUCCCCCCUCCACACACUCUCCAUCUCCAGGGGAACUUGGUGCUACAUGCUGGUGCUUUCAUCUUCCUGCGGGGAGGGAGGAGGGAAGGGCAGCCCCUUAGGGAACCCCCUCCCUGGGGCUCCUCUGAAGAUGGUGCAGACACUUCCUGGGCAGUCUCACCUCCCCCUGCCCACCAGGACCCACUUCUGGGUCCAAUUGGUACCCACACAUCGAAACCCUCAAGCUGGAUUCGGUCACUCCGUCUCUUGGCCCCCUUGGCCCCCCUCCCCUAGCAGUCGCUAUUCCCCAUGCCUGGGGCAUCUUCAGGUCGAAAGACCGCCUCCCCCGCAUUGGGAUUAGCCCCCUUGCUCUUGUGGAAUUCAUCCGCCCAUCUGUCCACCCAGCCAGCCAUCCGUCCUUAUCCUCAGCCCCAUUUGGCCGCCCGGCACCACUAGCUGGCGGGGCACCCCACCAUCAGCUUGGUUUACCUGUGCCCUGCCUCUGCCCCACCACACACACCCCUACGAUGGGGCCCCAGGCCCAGGGUGUGAGGGGCUGUGCCAGCUGGGGCAGCAGGAAUCUCCCCCAACCUGGGUCUCCCCCCACGCAGUACUGUAUCCCCAUCCCUCCCUCGAGCCACUGUACUUCAGAGCAUUUUCCCCCUGCCCUGCCCAUCUCUGUGUCUCGCUGUGAUAGAUCAAUAAAUAUUUUAUUUUUUGUCCUGGA